This is a messenger RNA of Racocetra fulgida, 127 nucleotides long. NCBI's taxonomy places the organism in Eukaryota, Fungi, Glomeromycota, Glomeromycetes, Diversisporales, Gigasporaceae. The record is from the annotation of a GenBank genome assembly.
UAUUGGUCUUUCAGAGAAUUUGGUAUUAGUUUUGUUGAAGCUGCGAUGCUUUUUGAUACUAGUCUUGCUAAAGCUGAGAAGUUCCUUAAUAAUAGUCUUGCUGGAGCUGAGAAGCUCCUUGGUACUG